Phaeoacremonium minimum UCRPA7 is the source of this 438-nucleotide messenger RNA. RefSeq names its product putative protein elicitor protein. The record is from RefSeq and is a predicted model, not a curated record. Lineage: Eukaryota; Fungi; Ascomycota; Sordariomycetes; Togniniales; Togniniaceae. The coding region runs from base 1 to 438 and encodes 145 amino acids. The transcript is spliced from 2 exons.
AUGCAUUUCGUCAGUGUUGCAGCAACCUUCUUCGCCGGUCUUGCCGCUGCUGUUCCGGCACCGCAGAGUACUGGCGCUCCUGAGCCAGCUACGUAUGAGAACAUCGAUAUCGCCGAGUUUACGGUCCGCGAGAACGCCGACGGUUCUCUGAUGGCCACGAGCUUCUUGUUAAGCGGCGAAGCUGCCGCAAACCUUACCUGCUCCGCCUCCGAUCCAAGCCUUCCUUCCGAGGUAUAUAUCUGUGGUGACAGCAAGUAUCGAUUCGCUCUGGUGCCAGGAAGCGAGUAUAAAUAUGGGCUACGCAUCUACCACGAGCUGGGCACUGCUGUCGGGUUCUAUGGCGAGGGCGAUGUCUUCACCUACUGCCACGCUGGCGGUCUAGAUACGAUGACCUGCAACCAAAUAUAUCCUACCACCAUUGUGAUCGACUCUCAAUGA